Messenger RNA from Entrophospora sp. SA101, 804 nucleotides. NCBI's taxonomy places the organism in Eukaryota, Fungi, Glomeromycota, Glomeromycetes, Entrophosporales, Entrophosporaceae. The record is from the annotation of a GenBank genome assembly.
AUGUUUAUUUUUGGAACAAAAAGAAUCCCACUUUCAACAUUACCAUCACAAAUAUCGUCAUUCGAUACAACACCAAGAAGUCUAUUAAUAUCAUCAAUACUUAGGAGCUUGAGGCAUAAAAUCAAUACCUCAAACAAGACCAUGAGUGGAUUAUUAAUAAAUGAUAAUAUUAUUGACUUAUUCCAUCACCGAAAAUACUUAUCAGAUGGCGAGUACUCUUUUCUGAAGAAGCUUUUCACGAUAGAUUACAAUAUUGAAAAAAUACAAUUUGAUUUGUUGGAAGAAAUCGAAAAAAUAUACAAGUGUGAUGACGAAAAAAUAAGGCCUGGAGAAAUAUAUAAAAACCUGGGUAUUAUUAGAAUCAAUCAUAAAUUUUCAAUUGACACCUUUUCAGAACGUCAAAAGUUGUUCAUAAUUUCUAUGGUUGAAGAUUUCUUAUUAAAGUUUCAGUUGGGUUUUUUCAAGUCUGAUUUCAUGAAUGAAGCAAAAUACGUGGUAGAGUUUUUUGGCCGUUUAACAAUGGUUUUAUCAUUAAACUUAACAAACACAUCGUGGGAUUUACAGUCACCUUCUAUGAAAGAAAAAAUGAGAACUGAAAACCGAGACACCAGAGAAACAAAUCGUCCAGAUUUUGCUUUGAUAAAUAAUUCUGGUUAUGAAUUAAUUAUGCUAGAAGUUGCAGGUUCUCCUGAUGUUGAUGAUCCAGAUAAACAUAAUUAUGACGAGCUGAAGUUAUCACACAAUUUAUUAGAAUCCUUUAAUUUCAUCUUUGGGAGAGAAAAAUACCUGUACCAGAUAAUUUAG